AGAUGAGUAUCCGGAAGUAAUCAAGUUGUUCUAUCAGCUUAUUUAUAUUGUUUUGUUAGGUCAUGUAUUUUAUUUAUUCUUAGAAAAUGCUAAAUUUUGUUUUUCUUUGGAGAUUUUAAGGACUACGGCUGAUGUUUGAGGUCAAUAAUAUUAAGUAGAGGAGUAUAGAGAAAACAGGUGAUGAGAGGGAGGCUGGAGGUGGUAGCUGCGACGUCAAUAUAUCUCUCUUAUUUCUGCUUAUUUCUGCUGCUGGUGGACUCACUAUGGCAGACACCGACAUCCUCACUACACUCAAGAUCCUCAUCAUCGGCGAGAGUGGUGUAGGCAAGUCCAGCUUGCUACUUCGUUUCACAGAUGACACCUUCGACCCAGAGCAAAGUGCAACAAUAGGUGUUGACUUUAAGGUUAAGACAAUUUCAAUAGAUGGAAACACAACUAAAUUAGCAAUAUGGGAGAAAGUUGAAGUAAGUAGAGAGGAAGGUCUAAAAUUUGCUAGACGUCAUGCAAUGCUGUUUAUUGAAGCCUCAGCCAAAACCAAGGAUGGUGUACAAUGUGCCUUUGAGGAACUUGUCCAGAAGAUCAUCCAGACGCCCGGCUGUGGGAGAUGGAUCAAAGAUCUCAAGGCGCGUUCAGUGUAUCUAACCAACGGACCAAUGAAGAAGCUUACGGGUGGGUAUUGCUCUCUUCUCUAGAACCAAAUGGAGAUUGUGUCAGAAGAAUUCUGCAGAUCUAAUUAAAAAUCAUGGUUUGAAAAUGUUUUUCUUAAGAAACAGUUGGAGACCCCUAUCUUGGAAAAGUUCCUGAACAAUGAGAUAGAGCAUCAAAAUUUUGACAUCUUGAAUUACUCUUCUUUGAGUGAGUUUCUGUACUUUCACUGUAUGUAUGUAAGCAGUAUGAGUGAGCAGCAGUGGUCUGUUACGGUCAGUAUAGAGUGGAAGACCUACUUGAUACAAAUAAGUGAUUAUGGAAAAAAUUUUAGAUGGUUCUACUCUUUAUUUCAAACAUAAUGUAGUGAUUUAGGAGUGAAAAAAAAAAAGGAUAUGUAUUUGACUGGGCGGUUGAUCUUGUUACUCCAGUG
This is a messenger RNA of Cherax quadricarinatus, 1078 nucleotides long. NCBI's taxonomy places the organism in Eukaryota, Metazoa, Arthropoda, Malacostraca, Decapoda, Parastacidae. The record is from RefSeq and is a predicted model, not a curated record.